Molecule: messenger RNA, 3117 nt
Organism: Triplophysa rosa
Lineage: Eukaryota; Metazoa; Chordata; Actinopteri; Cypriniformes; Nemacheilidae
Exons: 8
Coding region: 441-1394 (317 amino acids)
Source: RefSeq, a predicted model, not a curated record
AAAUGUAUUAUUUUAUAUAAGAAAACUAUUUUAUAUAAGAAAACUCAAUAAUAGAAUAUAAGAAAAGUCAAUAAUAUGUCUAGAAAAACCACCAUACUAUCACGCUGUUAAAUGCAGCCAAAGAUAAUAAAUCUUUACAAUAUGCGCCACUGUCAAUACAAUGAAUGGGAAUGGAAUGCAACCAUUUGAUAUGCCUCGGGCUCUCUGCAUUCACAAUAAUUUAAACAUGAUAGAGCCUGAUAUCGAAAAACCACAUUGUUGUUCAACUCGAACUGUGACUUUCUGAUCAGUGCCUUUGAGGUGUCUUUGUAUUUGUUUUUCUUGUACCAGUUCCAUCCUUGUGGCCACACCCCUAUGGUUAAAACCUGGUGUGACUUGAAAUCUGAAUCAACAACAGCGUCAUUUCCACAGAAAUCGCCCUGAUACAUACAAGGCAGACAAUGUAUGCAGUUGUUACCUUGCAAGAUUCAAACGAAUUGAUGGUGGCAGCAUCAAACUGGUUGACCCUAGACAAGAGACAAUGUUACUGGCCCUCAUUCAGAUCACCAGAGAAGUGUACAGAAGCUGUCAGAAACAAACUUGAGCCUUUAACAGCAGGAAUACCAUGGGAUAUAUUAAAAAUUCACUGUCAUGAAGAAUGUGACACUUUGGAAGAGGCUCAGAAGGAAAAACUAAGAAUGAAAAAUGUCAUUGAAAUCCUAAAAAGACAAAAACCUGAAAACCCACAAGGAAUGUCCAAAAAUCCACCAUUAGACCCAUCUACAUCAACAUCUGCGUCCAGAAUGUCAACUCAUGACAAGGAUGAAAUCCUCCAAAUGCUGAAAGAAAUCAAGAGCAAGGUUGAUAAAAACUCCACCAUGUUACAGAAACUAUUAAAAGAGACUCAGGUUUCUGACGCAGCCCCCAGCAGCACAAGCAGCACAAGCAGCACGCACUCGAAAGAUAUUCCGUUAAACGCAAAUCUACCUCUUUUAACCCUUGAAGAUUUGGAGAAGACUGAACAGGAGCUCAAAAAAACAGUACAGCGCAAAAAAUAUGUAAAAUACCUGUCAGGACUUGGAGGGUUUGGGCCGAAGGCUGUGAUUAAGAAUAUAAUGCAAAAAGUCCUAACAGAUGAUUUGGCUAAAGAGUUUAACUGGCAGGGGAGAGGGGAAAAAAGACCCUUCUCUCGUCUUGGUUUAGCAGAUAUAAUAAAAGAAGCUGCAUCCAAGCAUAAAAUUACUGAGAAGGAUUGUGAAACUGAAAUAAAGAAGCAUUUGAGCUACACAGCUGAUCGAUUGUGUCGGAAGAAACCAAAAGAUAUGGGUCCUGGAGCAGUGAACCAAGAUAGGAUUUCUUUCAGUGCCUCCAAGUUUGAGUUUUCUUUAUUCGAAGAUCAUAAAAACCAACUGUAAUUGCCCAGACAUGCAUCAUUUGCAUAAUACAAACAUUACGCCUUUUUCUAGCACAACAGCUUAAUGCCUCACUUCUACUCUCCUAAUUUUCGGUUACUUCUUGAUUUAUGCACAGUCGGCCAAAUGUCAUUCAAGGAACUUUAGCGAAUCUUUUUUUUAUUUAAACAUCUCUUUGUAUAUCAAUGCAAGUGCUUUGAGUGAAACACUACUGCAAUCGCUAAAAUCACUAUACUUCAUCUUUGUCACUUACUGUAAAUCUACAGAUAGAAUGUUUCGCACACAACUUACAACCUGCUUUAGUGCAUGCCAACAAUCAGAUCCAAUGUCCGAAGUAAAAACAAAACAAAACCUGGUGUGGCUUCCAAAGUAAUAAAUAUUGUGUAAUGAUAAUAACAAAUAAUCUAUUGUAUAUACUAUAUCAAACAUGUUUUUACUUAGUUAUAAUGUUUCUGAUGUCCACUAGGACAUGACUGUGAUGACUCCAGUAACAAAUGUUGUUUAGAGACCAAAGGAUUUUCACUUGCUUGCAAUCUUUCUGGCACCUAAGGUCAAUACAAACAAAGAUAUCCGUCUGGAGCGGGAAAAAAACCUGCAACAAUGCGAAGCAAAAGAACAAGAAGCCAUGUGUUUUUGUACAAGUCUUAUUUAAAGGGAUAUUUUACAGGCAAAAUAAAAUUUCCCCAUGUUUUAUGCGCGUGAACCUGAUGCUUGUUUUUCGGCAAAUGACGGUGAUGAGAGCUCCCGCGCAGAGGAGACGACAUCCUAUUGGAACAAAACGAAAAAAUGCUGCGUUCGUCAGCGGAACUUACGACACGCCUGCAUCAUUUGCCGGAGAAACAAGCCUCAGGUUCACGCUCAGCAGAGGGAUAACGCAAGCUAGACAUCAACGUUAAUAGCGCUGUCAAUAUGGAUAUUUCUCUUAAACAAACGCAUCGAUUCGCUUCAGAAGACCUGUGUUAAGACCACAGAGCCGUGUCGAGCAGUUCUUUGAUCGAUGGAUGCACUUUUCGGAGUCUACGUCCAUUCACUCCCAUUCUACCGCUUGGAAGAAAAAUGAUACGUGGUCUUAUAACUCCGACUGCAUUAUUCUUCAAGAAGAAAGUCAUAGUCAGUCAGGAUGCCUUGAGGGUGAGUAAAACAUUGGGAAAUUUAGUUUUACCUAUGAAAUAUCCCUUUAAGGAGUAGUUCGCCUUCAAAAUGAAAAUUCUGUCAUCAUUUACUCAACGUCUUGUUAUUUCAAACCUGUAUGACUUACCUCCUUCCGCAGAACACAAAAGAAGAUAUUUUGAAGAAUGCUGUCAACAGUUCCCCAUUUACGUGCAUUGGUUGCAAUAGAAGUGAAUGGGGGACUGUGCUGUUCUGUUACCAACAUUUUUCAAAAUAUCUCCUUUUGUGUUCUGCAGAAGAAAGAAAGUCAUAUAGGUUUGAAAUGACAAGAGGGCAUGUAAAUGAUGAGAGAAUUUUUAUUUUGAAGGUUCAGUUCAUUUACAAACUCUGGGUGUAUUUCGUUUGCCAAUGAUAACAUGUAUUUUUAAUUUGUUCCAUCACAUUUAGAGAAUUAUUGAUGUGUUUUUGUAUGCUUAGUUUUCUUGAUUAAACUGUAUUUGUCAAGUUUUAUUUUUGUUAGUAAAUCACUCAUUUGGUUAGUAAAAACAACGUUUGCGUGUUCCAGAGCCAUGCAUUUUGUCAAUCAGAAUUUGAAUUAAAAUUUAUACCAAUUUUU